Molecule: messenger RNA, 6058 nt
Organism: Pyricularia oryzae 70-15
Lineage: Eukaryota; Fungi; Ascomycota; Sordariomycetes; Magnaporthales; Pyriculariaceae
Exons: 2
Coding region: 924-4811 (1295 amino acids)
Biological process (GO): positive regulation of GTPase activity; Ras protein signal transduction
Cellular component (GO): plasma membrane
Molecular function (GO): guanyl-nucleotide exchange factor activity; protein binding
Source: RefSeq, a predicted model, not a curated record
UCAAGUCAUACACAUCCCAUUCCAUUCCUGAACCCCGAGUCCUUUGACCAGCUUUCCCCCUCCAACAACAAGAAAAAAAAACAAAUCCACUUUCUCUUUCGUCCCAGUGUAUUAAGGCGUCGCGACUGUUUCGGCUUGUUCAGAGCCCGUUCCCUGUCUUUGAACGCGCCGCAAGCCAUUGAUAGACACUUCUCUUUUUUUUUCUGUUACCCAUAUCCUUCUUUGACUCGACACACGACACAAAACCAGUUCAGCGAGAAGUUUGAGGCUACGUCCCGUUCCAUAUUUGUCGUCAUUUUACUGUAACUGCAACGAACCAGAGCCGAAGAAGCAAGUAAAAACACCAAGCUGUCUGUUGUUCUCUUUUUCCGCUCAUCGGACAAACGCACCCUCCAAGGUUUCCCAGACAGACGGCCAUCGUCUCUUGUUUAAACUUUCAACACAACCGGCGAACCUCGAUUAUACUUUGGCUGCACUCGUACGGAACCCCAGCUACAGUCGGACGAACAAAGCAGGAUUCCACAACAGGAAGGAAAAUAGACAGGAGGAGAAGACAGAACUUUCAACCGUUGACGAGAUCAGAAGCAUCAACGAGCACACGCAACGCACGAACAAACCCACAGAGGCAUUACGAUUGUGUCCCCUGCUGACAGAUAGCAAGGGUCUUACGAGAGAGGCGUGGUACUCCUUGGUUACUAUUAUCGCUCACACGAACCGACUUCUUGUCCAACUUUUGGGGGGGAAGGGUUGCCACCGUCGCUAAAACGGUCCAGGCGGUCGCCCCCCAAUCUGAUUGUUGAUAUUUUCGUUACUCAUCCACUGCUCUGGGCGACGAUCUCCCGGGUCAGAAGACGCAUUAUCCGAACCAGAACGAAGGGCCAACCACCGCUGCCCAUGCUCGCCCCCACGUGCAUUGAGUAGCCAUGGUAAUGCCCGGCGACCAUUCCAUGCAGCGGGCGAGCCUUCAAGUGGCACCCCUCGCCAUCCGUAACAAGGGCUCCCGUCUCGGCCACGGCUCUGACACCGAGAACGAUGCUUCUUUCACGUCAGUCUCGAGCAACAACAGUGACGCCACCAUCACGGACUCGAGGUCCGACGCAACAAACCUCAACAAGACAACAGCAACCACCACCACCACCACAACAACAACGACCACCACGAGCACAACCAAGAAACCAAACGCCGCGAUCGAUUCGUCCAACGGCUCCCACAUGAAGUCGUCGUCGCGCAAUGGCUCGCGAGAGGAACCGCUGGAGGCGGAUCCGGACAUGGCUCCGCCCGUCUUCCACAAAUUCUUGCGGGCCUUCUUCCACUUCAAGCCGAGCUUCCUCAUGACGGACUCGACUGUUACACUGCCGCUGGCCGAGGGCGACGUAAUCCUGGUGCACUCGAUACACACCAAUGGCUGGGCAGACGGCACCCUGCUGGCAACCGGCGCCAGAGGCUGGCUGCCGACCAACUACUGCGAACCAUACGGACCCGACGAACUCACGAACCUUUUGAACGCCUUGCUUAACUUUUGGGAUCUUUUGCGUAGCACGUCGGUCAACGACCACGAGAUAUUCAGCAACCAGGAGUUCAUGAAGGGCAUAAUAGCCGGCGUCCGAUACCUACUGGAACGCACAAACUCUCUUACUAGAGAGGCCCCUCUCAUUCAGCGCCACGAGGGCCUCAGACGCAGCAGGAAAUCGCUAUUGUCCGAGCUUAGCUCGCUGGUCAAGACGGCCAAACGCCUCCAGGAGCACCAGCGUAUGAUUCAGCCCAUUGAGGACACUAACGAUAUCAUUGACGAGAUGAUCCUCAAGGCAUUCAAGAUUGUGACCAAGGGUACUCGCUUUCUAGACAUUCUGGAUGAGGACAGGAAAUCUCGAGCACCAUCAGUCACGGUCAUGGCAACCGUCAUGGAGGAGGUGACGCCGCCCGUCGACGGAAAGCCUGCAAAUAGCGAACAGGCAAAGGCACUGCGGGCGUUGACGGCAGGUGCAGGCGAAGACUCGUCUGCCGUGGACGACACCACGGAGCAGACGGUCGUUGUACGUCCUACUAACAGGCGCAUGUCGACCAUCACAUCGCCAAUUUCGGCAACCAACACGAGGAGAAUGUCGCUGGGUAGCAACCCCCACCGGGUGUCGACGGCAAUCUCGCACCGAGUCUCGCUUGUCCCAUCACCAUCCACCAAGGCCCAGAACCUCAUCUCACAGCAAUUGAGCGACAGCCACGAUACCUUCCUGUCAUACCUGGGUUCGUUCAUCGGCCGCCUGCACCUGCAGUCCCAGUCUAGGCCGCAUUUGGCGCUUGCCGUCAAGCAGUCGGCAACGUCGGGUGGCGAGCUGCUGGUGGUUGUCGAUGUGGUGUGCGCCCACAACCGCAUGAGCCAGGAUUUCCUUGAUGCUUACCGCGAUGCCAUGUUUGCACGUCUCCGAGACCUUGUCUUGGCGGCACAGGAUGUCCUGACCAGCCGCGGUCGCGAGAUGGAGGACGUCAUCUUUCCCCAGGACAACAGCAGACUGCUUCAGGCGGCCACGGGUUGCGUGCGGGCCACGGGCGAGUGUGUUGCCAAGACCAAAUGGUUCCUCGAAAAGAUUGGCGACUUUGAGUUUGAGCUGGAACGGGGAGCUUCGGCUCUGAACAUGGAUCUUGGCUUUUUGGAGAUUAACGUUGCCGAGGACAGGGAUAAGGACCAGGGCAUGGACGCCACCAGCAUCGCCGAGUCCAACAAAUCAGGCUCUACCGAAACCUCGACGGUAACGGCAACUACGACACAGUCCGCCGCGUCGACAACCGCCACGGUGCGGCCGACGGCCCUGGCCACCAACAAGCCGCUUCCUGAGGUGCCCCAAUCCACAACCCCCGAUGAGGAGGCCCCGCGGCCUCAACGAUCCCCCGCUUCCUCACGACCGACCUCGCUUGUGGAGGAGGGCCCUGCCAGCAUGGCUUCCUCUGUGGCGUCGCUGCGUCCUAUGCUGCCGCCUCUGCCCCGGCUUUCCACCUCGCUUAUGACGCAGGAUGAGUACAGCCCGUCGGAGCACUCGGCUGGCCACGACAGCGACAACUACCAUGGCUCGUUCCGCUCUGAGAGCAUGACAGCCUCCAGCUCCGGAACCGGCAGCACAUAUAUCAGCCGCGACUCGGAGUCAAGCCUGGUCUCACAGUCGUCAACGCGUGCGACAACGCCAGACAUUCCCUUGGCGAACCAAAAGUCGCUCUCGGAUAUUAGCAACUCUGGCAGCGGAGCUUGUGUGGUUGAGGAGGAUGACGUCGAGUCGAGGCUGCUCGAGAGGACAUAUGCGCACGAGCUCAUGUUCAACAAGGAGGGCCAAGUUACCGGCGGCUCACUCCCCGCUCUGGUCGAGAGGCUGACCACUCACGAGUCCACCCCCGACGCCAUGUUCGUGUCGACCUUUUACUUGACUUUCAGGCUCUUCUGCACACCCGUAAAAUUGGCCGAGAGCUUGAUCGACCGAUUCGACUACGUUGCCGAGUCUGCUCACAUGGCAGGUCCCGUUCGUCUGCGUGUCUACAACGUCUUCAAGGGCUGGCUCGAGUCCCACUGGAGGGACGAGACGGACCGCGAAGCCCUGAGUCUCAUCGAGCCGUUUGCUACUUUCAAACUUGGCGAGGUGCUUCCCUCGGCCGGCAAGCGUAUCCUCGAGCUUGUCGAUCGCGUCUCGGCGUGCGGCGGUGGUGCAUUGGUCCCACGCCUGGUGUCUUUGAUGGGCAAGACCAACACAUCCAUCUCUCAAUACGUUCCCGCCGACACUCCCCUGCCAAACCCGGUAUUCACCAAGAGCCACGCGCACCUGCUGGCCAACUGGAGGAACGGCGGCAGCUGCCCUAGCAUCCUCGACCUUGAUGCUCUCGAGAUUGCCCGGCAGCUUACCAUCAAGCAGAUGAACAUCUUUUGCUCGAUAAUGCCCGAGGAGCUCCUAGGCUCUCAGUGGAUGAAGAAUGGAGGUGCCGAGUCGCCCAACGUCAAGGCCAUGUCGACCUUUUCCAACGACUUGUCCUCGCUGGUGUCGGACACAAUCCUGCACUACAACGAGGUCAAGAAGCGUGCAGCCGUGCUCAAGCAGUGGAUCAAGAUUGCCCACCAGUGCCUGGACUUGAACAACUAUGACGCCCUCAUGGCGAUCAUCUGCAGUCUCAACAGCUCCACCAUCACGCGCCUCCGUCGCACGUGGGAGGCCGUCUCGCCUCGUCGCCGUGAGCUCCUCAAGCAGCUCCAAGCCAUUGUCGAGCCGUCUCAGAACAACAAGGUCCUGCGCGGUCGCUUGGCCGGCCACGUCCCGCCCUGCCUGCCAUUCCUCGGCAUGUUCCUCACCGACCUGACCUUUGUCGACAUUGGCAACCCGGCCAUCAAGCAGCUCCCUGGUAACGAGGGCGACGGCAAGGCUCCGGCCAUCACCGUCAUCAACUUUGACAAGCACGCCCGCACGGCCAAGAUCAUCGGCGAGCUGCAGCGCUUCCAGAUUCCUUACCGGCUGCAGGAGCUUACCGAGGUGCAGGAGUGGAUCCAGGCCCAGAUUGCACGACUCCGCGAGCUCGAGACGCCCAACGAUAACGUCCAGGUCGCCUACUACCGCAAGAGUCUGCUGCUCGAGCCCCGCGAGGUCACGGCCACGCCCCAGACGCUACGAAACUCGUCCGAGACGUUUUCCUCGUCGUCGGCCACGCUCGCACCUCCAAGCGCCAGAGACUCGACCGCUGCCAACGGCAGAGCAGCAGAGAGAACUGCUCAGUCGCAGAGGACGGAUUAUUUUGGCUGGAUGCGAGGAUCUGGGGGCAGCCACAGAGAUCAUCCUGCUGCUUGAAUAUCCAACCAAGGACAAUUCAAAUGCGUCGAAACGAAACGACGAAUAAGAACAUACACCAGUGCCCGUCACACACUAGAGUGUCAACAGUAACCAAACGCCCAACAUACCGAAACCCAUCAUCAUAUAUUCUCACGCUCCUUUGUCUUUUUUUCGGCGCCGUCGACUAUUCAAUUGAUACCCAAACUUUUUUUUUUUAUCUUUGCUCUUUUGCUUCCCAUCAUUACUACUUCGCUUCUACCACAUGUCUAAUCAAUGAGAUUCUGACUUUGUUUUCCGACGCUUGUGAACAAACAACCCACUCUUAAAGCAUAAUUUUCCAAUGCCGCAACGAAAGCUCCAAGAGAAACCACAACCUCCAUUGUACAGUGUAUCAAUAUGUUCCUCGUCAGUCACUUGAGUGAUAGAAGCAGGACUUGGCUUCUGUCAUAUUCUUUUACCUCUUCUCUUCGUGUUUUUAAUAACAGUCUUUUUUUUCUUUCUUUUUUUGUUUGCAUGCUCUGGAGGUUUCGGGUUUUCUCAUGGCUUGUGACGGCUGAAAUGUUGUUUUCUUUUUCUCAUCUUUGCGAGGGAAGACAAAAUACAAGACAGGCGUGAUCUUGGAAUCAUGCUCUCUUGUAUUUUAGUUCUUCCCCCUUUUUCAUCACUCGUUUUUCAAGUUGUUUUUUUUUCCAAAUGUCGGCGGGUUCUGGGUUUUCCUUUGGGACAAGGCAGCCUCAUGGAAUGGGGUCUUCGGAGUCGGGAAAAGGGCGCAAUAAAAAACACACCAAGGAAUGGAGGGACAUACUUGGGAGGUUUGGAACAAGGGCAUUUCCCCCUUGCAAAAACAAAACAAGAAGAGAGGGCGAUCCCAAUUGCAAAAUGAACUUUUUUUUCUGUUACUUCUUUCCGGUUGUUUGAAAGCGCACAGAGAUCUUUUUGUACUUCUUGUGACGAAUAUUUUCUCUCUUAGCUUUUGUUUUUUAUGACGAAUGGUCGUGGCUCGCGCCGCGCGUCAAGAAUGCGAACAAAAAAAAAGAAGACAACCCAUCAACAAAGAAAGCAUUAUGAUUAUUCACUUCUUUUCUCAAGCAAGCCUCGGAACCUGGGGAUCUUGUUUUUUGCAAGCUACACCUGCUGCGGUGGAGCGGUCUUUAUUAAGCGUGCUCGUGUUUUUUGGGUUUGGUAAACUAGAAAUAUUGUUUUAUAAUCUUCGACUAGACGAGGUCGAAGAAGAAGAGUCUUUUGAUGAAUCCUUUCGAGUUUCC